AUGGAUAAGUGCACAGAAUCACCAACUACCUUGCAGGUAGAAUCUUCCGAUUCUGCAGUCACAAAUGCAGAGAAUCCGAUUCUGCAGUCACAAAUGCAACAUCCAAUCAGGGAGAACUCUGCUCUGAGGGGCCAAGUCAUGCCUGCCCUGGCCAUCCCAGUGAUGCCUGUACCCUUCUCACUUGAGCAUCUCACCCACUUUCAUGGUGACCCUGCCAGUCUUUCUGGGUUCCUUGCUCAGGUGACUACUUAUAUGACAGCUCUUCAGAUCUCCAAUCCUGAACAUGAUGCCCAUGUCAAGCUCUUUUUUGACUACCUGUCUCAGCAGCUGGAAAGUUGUGGGGUUGUAUCAGGGCCUGACCAGAGCACUUUGCUUAAGCAAUGUGAAAACUUUGUUCUUGAGUUCCAGCAGUCAUUUGGUGAACCCACAAAACAAAAAAUGAGCCCUAUGAUGAAUAAGACAGUCGACAAAGGGGACAACUCUCAACAGGACGCCAGUACUUUCAAGCUUUUUGCUCAAAAUCUGAGCUGUAAUGAAACCAAUCAGGGUGAGCAGUUCCAAAAGGGACUAGCUGACCCCAUACAGGAUGAAGAGAGUGUCACAGAUAACAUGGACAACCUCCCAGACCUAAUCACUCAAUGCAUUCAGUUGGACAAGAAACAUAGUAACAGACCAGAACUCCUACAGCCACACACUCAGCUCCCAAUGUUGGCUUCCCCGAUCCACCACCGUGCCCUCUCCAGCCCCUCAGGACCACCACACAAGGAAGAGCCUAUACUGCUGCGGGGAGGUCAGAUGCCUCUCACCCCAGCCAAACGAGCCCGCCAGCAAGAAAAUCAACUGUGCCUCUACUGCAGCCAGGCUGGUCACUUUACAAGAGAUUGCCUUGCUAAACGUUCUCGAGCCCCAGCAAGAACAAAUGAUAUAGCUCACCAGUAGAGGAACCCAGGAAAGUUAUUUGUAAACUUAUUUCCCUCUCAUGCCCAGCCUUAUUGAUUUAUAUCCCGCACCAACUUUUAAAAUACAGAUGGGGAACUGCAAUACCACUUUACAGGCAGUCAUGAACUGAUGUUCUUCGGGGAAUUUAAACAACAAGAUCUUGUUCAUUGGCAACACCAAAUAUGACUCAACAAUGAUGAAAACAACUUACAGGCACUUUCUGCAAUUGGGACCAAUUUCCCUAAGAGCACUGAAUCUUUGCAGGAAAAACUUUGCCCAGUCUGAGCCAAUGAAAAUAACUCUGGCAGUGCGUUGAGAGCCACAUCCCCAUCAAUGGGUGAUAUCUGGGUUGAUUGUUGACCCAAGUUGUGUAUCUUGUGUGCCUAGGAUUGAACUCAAGCCUUUUGCCUUCUUCCUCAUUGGUCUGUAUCCUAGUUCCCUGUUGGUUUAUGACCUUUGGCUGAAGUCCUACUUGCAUUCUCAUAGUCUGCUAAUAUUCUACAGCAGCUGUGCCACUCUUCUAUACAGCUAUGUAUUUUGUUACAAUGUUAAAAAAUCCUGCUUGUCCAACAAACAGAACCUCUUUGCUAUUGACAAGCCAGAUUGCAUGGCCAUUUGAACACUCUG
Molecule: messenger RNA, 1566 nt
Organism: Carlito syrichta (Philippine tarsier)
Lineage: Eukaryota; Metazoa; Chordata; Mammalia; Primates; Tarsiidae
Gene: RTL4
Product: retrotransposon Gag like 4
Exons: 1
Coding region: 1-939 (312 amino acids)
Molecular function (GO): nucleic acid binding; zinc ion binding
Source: RefSeq, a predicted model, not a curated record